Messenger RNA from Trichobilharzia regenti, 1359 nucleotides. Lineage: Eukaryota; Metazoa; Platyhelminthes; Trematoda; Strigeidida; Schistosomatidae. The record is from the annotation of a GenBank genome assembly.
AUGGUCCAAAUCUCUAAAAAACGUGUUCGUAGAAACACAAUUGUUUUAGAUAGUGGCUUAAAUUCGGUUAUAACUGCAUUACCGCCUGGUAAUACAGUAUCAACUACUAGCUCUCAAAAUGGUUUGAGUGCAGAUCUCACUCCUGUGAUACAGGUGAAAGAUGUUCUGUUAGAGAACUCUGAGUUCUGUAAACUAAACCUCCUUUUGAAAGAUAUGCAGAGGCAAGUAAGUGAAAUUCAGAAAAAAUUAGAUCAGUUUGAUAGUAUGUCACUGCCAAUCUCAAAUACCACGGAGAGCCGUUCUGAUAUUGGCCAGGUUAAGUGUUUACUGGAUGUAACUCAAAAUAAGCUUUUGAAUUUAGACCCAAUAGCCUGUCUUUUAGAAAGGCAUCCUAAAAUAUCUCCAGACAACCUAAAUAAAGCUGAAAAUCUGAUUGACUGCUUGGCUACGGAGGUGAUGAAGCGUAUAACCUCUUCUCACCAAGCUAUAGUUUACAACGUCCCAGAUUCUCUGCCCCUGAAAACUGUAAGACACAAAAUCCUGAUUUGUUGCGGCAUGGCUAGUGUUCCAUGUGAAUGCAAACGACUUCGUAAAAAGUCUAACCAGGCUAAUUGCCCAAUCAUUUUUAAAUUCAGUAAUUCCCUUGAUGCUAGUAAGUUUACUAAAUGUCAGGAUCACUUAAGACUGAAUAGCAGUUAUAAGUCUAUAACCGUAGCUCAGGAUAAAACACCGUGUCAGCGCAGAAUAAUGCGUAGUAAUAACCUGGUCACCUCCUCUAGCUUUGAUUUACCAAAUAAGGAUCGUGCACAGCAACAGACACCUAGUGCUGAAACUAGCAUUCAGCAAACUACACAACAACCACACCUGCCAAUGGAACUAGGAACUGAUUUAGAUACCAGUACCCCUGUAAACAAAGCCUCAUCGAAAGAUGUUAAAAUGACUAGAACUUCUGCAAGUUGUUCUAAGAAAUUUCCCCCCAAACGUAGUAACCUCACCACGAUGAACAAAUUUCGCAGGGUUGAGACUAAUGAUGGGGAAGAAUACUUUGUAUUCAAUAAGCCUGCUGAGAGUAAGAAUGCCAACAAACCAUCACUUGUUACGAAAAACUCCUCUCGAAACAUAAGUAUAUCUGGAGGUGUUCCGCAUGCUCCACCUUAUAGAAAGUCAGGCUCCAAGACUCCUAAAGUCUUGCAGCCAAAGCACCUUCCUUCACAAUUCCCUUUAAGUUAUAAAAACAACCCGAAGGUGUAUACCGGUAUGACGAAUAGCAGUUGGAUGGGUAGACCUUUGAUGCUAUGCCUUUUAACCGUCAACCUAGGCCCAACCUGUACUACCCUUAUAUCCAGGAACACAUGGUAA